UUUAGUAUUAGUUACUAAGGAUUCAAUGAAUUUCUGUAACUAAAUGCAGUUUGUUAAAGUUACCAGUCUUUUCUCUCAGUGUAGCACAGGAUAAGAAGGCCACAUAUGUGUCCUGGUUAGUAGGUCUAGGGUCUCCUUGCGAGAGGUUUCCAUAGCCUUCCUGCCGGCCCUUAAGGGUCCGCAGGAGGAUAGUAGCAGGUUCUCGUGGAAAGCCGCGAAAUAGGCAAAUGCGUUCGAUUAAUAUUUACUUUGACUAAACUUAAAUUUUGUCCAAAAUACAAGGAUAAUCACCUUGUAUUUAUGAUAUUUGUAAUCAUAUUUGUAAUCAUAAAUAGAGUUUGUUAACAGGAUCUGCGCGCUUUCUGUCGCCAAUCUGCUGUCAGAUUCUGUCGGCAGGCUCUGUCUACAGAAUAAUAGCAAAUUACAGAUACAGGAUUAUGGACCUGUCGACAGAUCCUGCUCGAUUUGUCGCCAAUCUGUCGUCAGACUGCGCUGACAGAUUGUUUACUGGGACAAUUGUGGUCACAAGUUUCACAGCACGGUAACGUUAUGCGUAAGCGCGUGAAAGUAAGGUGGAUUGAAGAAUGAGAUAGUGGACAUAUUUUUACCUUCUCUAUCUCUCGCUCGAUUUUGACAAAACCACUCUUACGGCCAGUCUCUGAUUCAAGGGUCUCUAACUUCCCCAGGGAAAUAUGUCGCGAUGCUUGGGCUCGACGACAACAAAUGAGUCGCGCGCCGGUCCCGUCGUCGAAACAACCGCCGCCGCGGGUAGGCUGGAGACGGACGGAGGGAUUCGAAGAGGGAAGCGUGAGCCGAUACCCAGCGUGAUCAAGGUCUUCGUUGACGGUUCGGAGCCUCAAGGGCGUCCGUAUCAAAGGCGGGAGGCAGGCGCGGCGGUAAGAUUGUCCCGACGAGCGGGGGAGGGCGCGGGGCGCGUGUCUUCUCUGUUCUCCGCGGGGAAGACGAGGAUGAGCGAUGUCGACGAACCGAGGGUUGCGGAGAUGGCGGGCUCUCGGGGUGAUCCGUCGGCGAUUGAUCUCGUUGGCGUCGCAACGGCGAGACCGGAAGUCGCGAGCACACUCGGCGAGCCGGGCGACGAUCCGCGCCAGCAACAGAUGGUUCCGUCCUCAGGCGCGCGAAACGGCCGGGGGAAUGAAUCGAAUGGAAAUUCGGCUAUCGGCGAAGCCGAUAUUCCCGCUGGGUCAAGCGGAAAUGAGACUAUGAAUGCAGAGGCAGGGCUUGGAACUAGCGCGGAGCUCGGCGGUAAUUUACGGCGGAGAUUAUUAUGGAUUUCCGCGACCUCCUCCGCGGACGGCGAUCAGGAGCGAGGUAAAUCGGACGAUUCCUCGGCUGUCGUCGGAGCGUUCUUCUCCGUUUCUCCGCGUGCUAGAAUCGAGCGCGAAGAUUUGAAGCCCCGCGUCUCCGACGGCUAUGCUCGUCGUAAACGAUCGACGUAUUCCCUUGGCAUCCUCGAGCCCGACAACGAGGUGGACGCCGAAAGCGUGGUGGCCGAGAAGGCAGCGAUGAGUUCCGAUGACAAGCAAGGGGAUAACGAAGAAUAUUCGAAUCAGAACGCGGAAGAAUCCGCGGCCGACUAUAAUGACAGGGAAGAGGGUGUAAUCGAGGAGAACGAAAGAGAGGCGCGAGCGUCGACAGACCGGCGGAGGAUCAAUCCUGUGAAGGCCAAAGUCGACUUGUUGAUCAAGCAGAAGCUCGGCAAGAAGAGCAAAUACGAUAGGCGGGAGAAGCGCGACACUUUGGACACGAUCGAAUAUUACGAUUACGACGGCGAUGAAGAGCGAGAGGCGCACGACACUUUGGUGAACGAGCGAGGGGUUAAGAACAGGGACGCGGAACUUUUGGUGGACGAUAAGGCGACGAUAAAGCGCGACGGCAAAGCGCAGAUUUGUCGACCGGGCGAAUUAGGGAAGAAGAAGAACGAGAACGAGGAGGCAGUGAUGAAGGAGGAGCGCGAGAAGUCGCGAUUGAAGAACAAAGAGCCAAAGGAGGAGUUCGUCGUCGGCCUCGGUGAGCCUAAGAAUAAGACCGCAGCAACUCGUCGGGACGACGGCAAGUCGUCCGCAGGUUCGUCAGAAUCAAGCCUCGAGGACGCGUUCAACGGGCGAGAACGGUCGGAUGAGGAAAACGCGGAGAAAACCCGUGAAAGCGAAGGUGUCGCGAAUGAGAUUCGCAGCGAGGAAGCGGCGAGUGCGAAAUCGAAAUGGUCAGACGAACCGUUUGAGGAAAGGAUGACGCCGUGGAAAGAUUCAGAAGCGUCGUCAAGAGAUGGCUAUAGAGAGAAGAUCACUUGGAAUGAUGUCCCAUCGCAACAUUCGUCCAACGCGCGCGUAGAUGUAAAUCCCGAUAUUAUUGAGAAUAUUUUAUUGGGCAUACAGCCCAUCAGAAUUUUUGAGCAGGACGGACUGUCGAAAACUUCUGAAGACUUUGAAGACGAUCGGUACGAGAUUGCUUACUUAUCUUUUAAAUAUUAAACUUUGCGAUAUUUUUAAACGUGUCGUAUAUAAGG
Molecule: messenger RNA, 2527 nt
Organism: Odontomachus brunneus
Lineage: Eukaryota; Metazoa; Arthropoda; Insecta; Hymenoptera; Formicidae
Product: arginine/serine-rich protein PNISR-like
Exons: 4
Coding region: 693-2492 (599 amino acids)
Source: RefSeq, a predicted model, not a curated record